AUGCCCGACAAGGUCAUUGACCUUACAGUGUCUGACGACGACGUUGCUGAGAUAGACAAAACCAGAGAUGUAUUGAGUUCUGGUAAGACUCGACACAAAAGCCGGCGAAGACGCGGCAAGGACCGAAAUACAGGGGAAAGCGAAGUUGCCGAGGGUGUUCAACAGAGUAAUGGGCCGUCGUCGCCAAGCAAGCCGGGAGGCAAAUCCCAGCCCGAACAGGCCAAAUCGAACAGCCUGCUUUCACGCCUUGGGAUGAUACCGAACGAGAACAAGGAAGAUACCAAAUCCAAGCGAGGUUCUCGCGACCGGCCGCCGGACGCAAAAGGAAAGGAUCGCCGAAAGCAAACUGAUGAUGAACGCACGAGGGCCCAAGAAAUGCCUCAAACAGAUGGUAAUAGUGCGCAUCAUCGAUGGCCUCGUUCUCCUUCUCCUAACAAGCUCGAGGAAAUCCCUUUAUCGGAGCUUCCCGUGGAGCAACUCUUUUUUGUUGACACUGGACCGCCGAGUGGGGUAAAUAGCGGACAAGAGCAGCAUUUGCCGCCAGGAACGGGAAUAGGAUUCACAACCUCCAACGCCCCUGGAUCUGGCGCUAUUCCAAACGCGAAGGCGAUUAAGAAACCCCUCACCAAGGAGAGUAGAAAGGAAUUUCAAGGCUCAGAAGAAGGUAAGGUGUCUGGGGACACUCCUGGUAGAGGGCCCAACGAAGUGGAGUUUAUCGGGGGAAGCGCCCUGGUGGUGGAAGAUCAAGCCACUGGCUCCAGUACCGCAGCUGCAGCCGCCGGGAAGAUCGCCACUCUAAGUAAUUUUCUGACGGAAUCAACUCAAGCCGAGGUCGUCAAGCCGACAACCGAUGGGGGAACAAAGUCUAAUGGCCUAUCUCUCCCUGAACACGUUACACUUUGGGUCGAGGGGAAUGACGUCCCUGCCUUGGAGGGUUCUACUGCAGCUCUGGAAAUUGAAGAUGGCAUCGAGUAUCUGGAUUAUGAGGAUGACCAAGCUACUGGUAUAUCGCGUUAUUUCGCCCCGGAAUCGGCUGCUUCCUCCAGGAAAGCCUGUAGAACGUGCGGAGAGGAGGGACACAUUGCUAAGUAUUGCAAAAAGCUGAUUUGUUUGACCUGUGGUGAACGGGAUGAUCACGAUACUCGUAAUUGCCCCAUGCGUGUCGUGUGCUUUAAUUGCGGCGGCAAGGGUCAUCUUUCGUCAACGUGUCCCCAGCCCAGGGGACGAAUAGGUUGUGACCGUUGCGGGUCAUCUAAACAUAUUCCUCAAAGAUGCCCCGAGCAGUUUAAAACAUAUGUCUAUCUAUCAGAGGAAGAACGGCUACAAGUACUCAAACAACGCGAAUCUCUUAAAAGUAUUGGGUUCGGAGAAGGGGGAGAAGGGUACAUUGCGCCGCAUAUAUGGUGUUAUAAUUGUGGGAAUGGCGGACACUGGGGCGAUGACUGUAAAGACUCCAAGCCCUCGAGCAUACCUACUGAGCCUUGUGCAUUCGGUUCCUUCAAUGCAAGUCGAGGGCCAUUCGGUGAACUGGAUAAUACACAUGGACGUGACCGAGAUUUACCCCGACCUGCUUGGCUUGAUGACGACCCCCACCUCCAAGAUGUUGGUCGCCGGGGCAAGGAGGCAAACAUAAGACGGAAUCGAGCGGCCGAGGCAUCUCGUGCCGCUCGUGACCGAGAUGACGAUGACUGGUUUAGUCGAACAGGUGAAUCUUAUUCUAUUAUAUGCAAAGAGCGUCUGUUCACGGUAGCAUCAGCUGGCUCUUCGCGGGACCAACGGCAAGCGAAUGAUCGUGCCAAGGACAAUCUUCCAGCAAAACCUAAGUUUGCUUUCCAACCUCGUGACAAUGGUGGGGCUUCAGGCCGACCUAUUUCAGGGGGGUAUGAUAGUACUCGUGACCGCGACCGCAAGCGUGAGAAAGACCGGGAUAAAGGCCAUGAUAGCGAGAGGCCUCACGGCUGCGCAGAGAUUAUGAGGAUUGGCGUGACGAGGAACGACGAAACAAACGGUCGGGCCACAGCAGUAGUGAUCGAAGAGGUGACAGAGAUCGACAUGGUCCACAAUACCGAGGGUCGUAUACAUAGUGACACAGUAUCGGGAUUUGUUUCGAGCAUCGCCACAGGCUGGGCGGAUUGCCACCUAUCAGUCAUUUCGAUAUCGUACCUGGUUCCGCUCUUGCUUAUCACAGCCAUCUAUCAUAACCAACCUCGCAACCUCUUAAGAUGUACUGUGAAGAAACAGCCGCCCCUCCCAUCCCCAUCAUCCUUGCUUCCUCUCCCCAUGGACACCGAAAAGGCUAACAUGUCGGAGAAACUCUCAGGGGUCUCUGUAAACGUCGAGUCCUAUGAUGGUGACGAAGGACAACAUUCUGAUCAUACUAAACGUGUUUUAAGUGCACGUCAAGUUCAGCUUUUCUCUAUCGGUGGAACUAUCGGGACAAGUAUCUUCGUUGCUAUUGGCUCUGCACUCGUUCAUGGAGGUCCCCUGAGCCUGCUCAUUGGCUAUGCGUUCUGGUGCUCGGUUAUUUUUUGUGUCAACGAAGGCCAAGCGGAAAUGGUCUGUCUUUUGCCUAUCGAGUCGUCUUUUAAUCGAUUUGCGACCCGGUGGGUGGACAGGGCAUUUGGGGCCGCAACGUCAUGGAAUUACUGGAUCUGUAUGGUAGCGUUGUUCAACUUCGAGAUCACGGCGUUUACCGCUGUCGUCGGCUUUUGGACCGACGACGUGCACCCUGCGGUCUUUCCGGUUGCAAUGCUUGUUGCAUAUGCUGUCUUGAAUUUGUGGUCAGCCAAGUUCUUCGGUGAAACGGAGUUCUGGAUCUCCCUAAUGAAAGUGAUCCUCAUUACCGGGCUGUUGAUCAUGACUUUCUUCCUUAUGGUUGGGGUAAACCCUCAGCGAGAUGCAUUUGGCUUCAGAUUUUGGAGAGAUCCGGGCCCGAUGGCCGAGUACAUAUCGACGGGGGACCUGGGUAGAUUCCAGGGAUUCUUUGCCUGCGUGCUCAGUGCAGGGUUCGCCGUGGCAGGUCCAGAUAUGCUUAGUAUAAUUGCCGGCGAGGCCAAGUCUCCCCGGCGUAUCAUGCCCAAAGCAUUUCGCACUGUUUUUGUCCGUCUGAUUUUGUUUUUCGUGCUUGGUUCGCUUGCUGUUGGCAUUCUCGUGCCCUACAACGACCCGAUCCUCAAUGCAGCAAUCAGUGAAGGAAAGCCAGGAGCUGCCCGUUCACCCUAUGUGGCUGCGCUUACCCGUUUAAACGUCCCGGUUCUACCUCACAUUAUUAACGCGAUGAUCUUGACUUCGAUUUUCUCUGCUGGAAACGCCUUUUUGUUUAACGGGUCGCGUACAUUACACGGGAUUGCCUUGGAUGGAUUUGCACCUGGUUUUAUUCGACAAACGAAUAGGAAUGGUGUUCCUUGGAUAGCAGUUGCAAUUACAUUGCUCGUUGGAUGCCUCUCGUUCCUGCAAGUAAACCAAAACUCCUCCAAGGUGUUGGAUUGGUUUAUUAAUGUUUCAACUUCCGCUCAAUUGGUGACUUGGAUGGCCAUGUGCAUAACCUGGAUUAGAUGGGACGCCGCAAUGAAAGCUCAGGGUAUCUCUAGAGAUAUUCUUCCCUACAAGUCCAAGUUCCAACCAUACGGUGCAUGGUAUGGGCUCUUUAUGUCGGCUGCUGUUACCUUUUUCAAUGGCUACUACGUUUUCCUAAACGGGGGCUGGGUGACAGCUGACUUUAUCUUUGCAUACGGGUCGGUUUUCAUAUUCUUGGCUGUAUACAUUUAUGUCAAGCUCCUGCGGCGAUCCCCAUUUGUUCCCUCGUCCGAGGCUGAUUUGUUUAGUGGCAAAAAAGAAAUUGACGAGUAUGAAGCAAGACUUACCGAAGAGCCACCUAGUACCAGGUGGCAACGUAUCUUACGUUGGCUAUUCUAG
Molecule: messenger RNA, 3915 nt
Organism: Rhizoctonia solani
Lineage: Eukaryota; Fungi; Basidiomycota; Agaricomycetes; Cantharellales; Ceratobasidiaceae
Product: amino acid permease
Exons: 26
Coding region: 1-3915 (1304 amino acids)
Biological process (GO): amino acid transmembrane transport
Cellular component (GO): membrane
Molecular function (GO): amino acid transmembrane transporter activity; nucleic acid binding; zinc ion binding
Source: RefSeq, a predicted model, not a curated record